This is a messenger RNA of Plasmopara halstedii, 882 nucleotides long. RefSeq names its product alpha-soluble nsf attachment. NCBI's taxonomy places the organism in Eukaryota, Oomycota, Peronosporomycetes, Peronosporales, Peronosporaceae. Gene Ontology annotation, molecular function: soluble NSF attachment protein activity; syntaxin binding. The coding region runs from base 1 to 882 and encodes 293 amino acids. Gene Ontology annotation, cellular component: SNARE complex; vacuolar membrane. The transcript has 5 exons. Gene Ontology annotation, biological process: SNARE complex disassembly; intracellular protein transport. The record is from RefSeq and is a predicted model, not a curated record.
AUGAGCGCAGAAGCUAAGGCUAAAGAUUUUCUAGCGCAGGGAGAAAAGGCUCUCAAAAAGACCUCUUUUUUCUCGUUUGGAUCAAGCUCGCAGCGAAACGAAGAUGCCAGUGAUUUUUUUGCGAAAGCUGGCAAUCAGUUCAAGAUUGCCAAGAACUGGCAAAAAGCGGCAGAGGCAUUCGAAAAGUGUGCGCGCUGCCAGUCUCGCAUGAAUGAAAAUUCGCGCGCUGCACAGUUCUACCAGCAAGCAGCAGAGGCGCUGGCUAAGGUAAACCCUAUGGAUGCGAUGGUGCACUAUAAGACAGCCAUCUCGAUGCUGUGCGAUGCUGGCCGCUUUUCCAACGCUGCUAAACUACAAAAGCAGAUUGGCGAAAUAUAUGAGCAACAGGAUAACAAGGAAGAAGCGCUGGAGGCCUAUCGUCAGGCUGCCGACUACUUUACAGGAGAGAAUCAAGCCUCAUCGGCUAACAACAUGAUGCUCAAAGUUGCACAGUUCUCGGCCGAGUUGGGAAAAUACGACGCAGCUUUGGAGAUUUAUGAGAGCAUUGCAAAGUCGUCAAUGGAGUCGAACUUGCUUAAGUUUAACGCGAAGAAUCAUUUGCUGAAUGCAGGCAUCUGUGCGCUGGCGACCAAGGAUAUGGUUCUUGUGCAGAUGAAGUGGGAGGAGUUCCAGGACAUCGAUUACACUUUUGCAGAUAGUCGGGAGGGAAAGUUCUUGCAAGCCAUGAACCAAAGUUACGAAGCGUUCAAUGCCGAUGCAUUUGCGGACGCCGUGUACCAAUACGACACGAUCUCAAAGAUUGAGCCAUGGAAAAUAACGCUCCUGUUGCGCGUUAAGGAGGGAAUUGUCGGGGAGGUGGAUGUCGCUCAGGACCUGACUUAA